Magallana angulata is the source of this 2563-nucleotide messenger RNA. Its product is annotated as mitochondrial fission regulator 2-like. The transcript has 9 exons. Gene Ontology annotation, cellular component: mitochondrion. Gene Ontology annotation, biological process: mitochondrial fission; aerobic respiration. The coding region runs from base 96 to 1373 and encodes 425 amino acids. Lineage: Eukaryota; Metazoa; Mollusca; Bivalvia; Ostreida; Ostreidae. The record is from RefSeq and is a predicted model, not a curated record.
AAUUCAGUCGCCGGAAGCCAGUUUUAAACUGAAAGCGGCAUGGUGUUUACAAACUAACAGAAGCUUCAACUGGUUGUUGACAUACGCACCCUGAGAUGGAUGUUAUAGAUGAUGCUGUUACUAUUCUGAGAGUUAUACUGGAUUAUGUAGGAGUUGAUGCAGAUGAUUUGGCUGACUAUGUACAUUUACUAUAUGUACGAGGAUGCGAUGCACAGAGAGAUAUGAGGGCCUCCCUUCGUAACAGAUGGGACGUAAGUGUGACCCAAAGAAGGCGACGCAUGAUCCAUAACUGGGUCAGGUGGCGGUCUGACAUCCGACACAGAAGUUUGGUCAGGAUUCUUGCCACAGCUAUUCCAACAAAGCCGCCAAAAAGACUAAAAAUCCAGCAACACUUGAUUCGACCCCGACGGCAGAGACAGGAUAGCUGGGGCAGCGACUCCUCCUUUCUUUCUCUGUGUACCAACGCUACCUCAGAGGGGGAUCCACUAUGGGUGGAGGAAGACCUAGGCAACAACCUCAUUCGAUUCAGGGCUAAGAGAGAGGACGGUGAGAGCGACACAGAACUGGAGAGUGUGUACGGAGAAGAGGAGGGAGAGGGGGAACCAGGGGAGGACUUGUUCACUGUUCGACCGGACGACAUGCCUCUGAUGAACUCCACCAUGAUCUCCUCUGUCUCCAUGACCUCUGACCCCCAAGCUGCCAGUAAACUGAACGCCCUACAGGACGAGCUGUCCAGUCUCCGACAACAGAUCGCCAUGUUGGUCAUCAACCAGGAGCAGAUCAACCGAUCUCAGUUAAUGCCUCCAUCGAAUACCAACUCAGUGGCACAGACACCUCCCCAGACUUCUGGAGUGCCCUGUGCCCCACCCCCUCCUCCCCCACCACCCCCACUUCCCCCGCUGAACACGUCAACACCAGUCAAGAAGGAACCCAGCUUAGAUGAAGUGUUAAGAAAGAAGUUGGAGAACAUAGAAGAAGACAGGGUAGAAAACAGAAACACUCCUGAUGUUGUGCCAACCGCCUCAACAACAAAGGUUCCCACCAUGUCUGAAGUGUUGAAAGGACUGGGAUCAGUGAAACUCAGAUCUAUCCAGAGGUCACCAGGUGGUACACCACUAAAGUCCAAAGUCCAGCCCCACACCACUGCUGACCCUGCCUCAAUGAUUGCCCUUGCCCUCCAGAAGAAGUUUGCCAACCAGAAUUUCCACAGUCCAGAAGUUGACAAGGAAAACGAAAAUCACGAUUUUAGUUCUGCUGAUGAGAACAGCCCUCAUGUGCCAAAAUCUUUUGCUGGAAAGAAAGCCAAGCGAAGAUCCCUCCUGUUUGAAGAGAGAAGGAAGAGCCUCAAUCCUCUUUGUGAUAUUAAUGUGUAAACUAACAGCUAUUGUUUGAGGAUGAACUUUUAAGACAGCAUGACUUUUAAUGGAAACACUUUAUUGCAAAGACAUAUCAAAAGAUGCUUGAACAUAGUACGGAGCAAGGCCAAAUUCUUUAGAGCUUUUAGGGAGAAAAUGUGUUUUAUGUUAAGAAGCGAUUUUAUACUAUUGUAUAAUGACAUCUUCUUUUUGCAAAAUUUGCAAGAAUACCAAAUACAUUUUUAACACUACAUUUCUCUUUUUAGCAUUAUAACUGCAAAUCAGCUCAUCUUUAGUUUAUCUUUAAAUAGUUUCAUUUUAUUUUAGAAACAAAGACUAUCAGUGCUAUUUUUGAUUCUACGUUAGUUGUUAUUGGAUACAAGCCUGAUGAUCAUCAAUAGUGGAAGAGGAUGAUAACUGCUUAAAUAUCAUUGUCAUUGCUGAAUAAACAUACAGCUAUUACACUGUAUAGUAAAACUCGUUUAGUACGAACAUGGAUAUUGCGAAUUUAUGGAUAUAACGAAGUCAUCUUGGAUCCCCAGCUAUGUAAAUUUUAUGAAUUUCUUAUAUGGUUAUAACGAAUUACGGAUAUAACGAAGUAAUUUCUUAGGUCCCAGUGACUUCGUUAUAACCGAGUUUUGCUGUACAUGCAUAAUAUAAUGGGUAUAGUCAAAAUUAUUGUCUCAAGGAAGGUGAGAGAAUUUGAAAACUAUUUUCAAGGGCAUAUCUUCUACCAAGGAGCAAUACUUUUGUUUCAUAAUUGGGCAUAAAAUAUUUGGUUUUUACAAAUAUCUAUAAUAUUUUAAAGCAAUUAAUUGAAUUUAUAAUUACUUUUUUAUAUGUACCAUUUGAUAUUUGCAGUGUUUCUCUUCCCAAGUUUGACAUUUCGGAUGAUAUUAUCAGGAAUUUUAUCUGACAACACAAGCAGUUUGUAUGAAAAAUACAUCUAGUUUUAGACCCUCAGGUUUGCUUCUGAAAAAACACCUUUGCCCUUUACAAAGAGUACAACACGAAGCCAGUGUAGUAAUUGGACACACUGCAUUCAUUAGUACCCCUUAGUUUGAAACUUACUGUUAGUUAGUGAGGUACAUUGUAGAUCCCAGAUGUGGUUUUACACAUCAAAUUCAGUACAAAUGUUUUAUAAUAUAUAUCAUAUAAUGUAAAGUUUUACAGGUGCAUUUCUGAGUAAAUAUCCUUUAUGAUGUUAA